AUGUCUGCACCAAACGCAGGUCGUCAGUCGCCAGACCCUGAGCGUCAGACCGGCGCGCAGCAGCAAGAUCAUCCCUCCCAACCGGGCAGUGGAAAGCUCGAUAACUCUCAAGGCAAGAACGAAGGCAAAGAUGACCAAACCGCCGGCCUCACCAGCAACCCAACUCACAUCCUUCAAGAGCAUGCCGAAACAAAGACAGCCAAGGGUACAGGAGCGUCGUCGAGUUAG
This is a messenger RNA of Fonsecaea multimorphosa CBS 102226, 228 nucleotides long. RefSeq lists its product as uncharacterized. Bases 1 to 228 code for a protein of 75 amino acids. Lineage: Eukaryota; Fungi; Ascomycota; Eurotiomycetes; Chaetothyriales; Herpotrichiellaceae. The record is from RefSeq and is a predicted model, not a curated record. The transcript is spliced from 2 exons.